CUGCCUCCCUUGCUUGCUGUAUCCUUCUCCAUCCGCACUCAGAACACAUGGCUUUCGCUUCCUGGCUCUCUCGCUUCCGCUCUUCUUCCAAAGCUGCCUACACCAAUCUCCGCAGCUCCUUUUUCCUCAAUCUCAGGCCUCAAACCACACUAGCCACCGCGAAUCUCAUCGACUCCGGCGCUGCGAAACGGCCAUUUCUGUUAUGGUCAAGCUCUCUCCUUCCUCUGACCCUCGCUGUCUCUGCUGGAUCACUCGCCUUCCAUUUCCAACCUCAGCCUUCUCUUUGUGACGCCUCUAGUCUCGAUUCUCGCAUUGGAGGCAAAGAUAGCACCGAGUUUGUGGUAAAGGGUUCUCACAAGAAGGUCCCUCAAGAGCUUAUUGAUGAAUUAAGGGCUAUCUGUCAGGAUAGCAUGACAAUGGAUUAUGAUGAAAGGUAUUUCCAUGGGAAGCCACAGAACAGUUUUCAUAAAGCAGUAAACAUCCCUGAUGUGGUUGUUUUCCCGAGGUCAGAAGUGGAAGUUUCCAACAUUGUGAAAUCUUGUGACAAGUAUAAGGUCCCUAUAGUACCUUAUGGUGGAGCUACAUCAAUUGAGGGCCACACAUUAUCACCUCAUGGUGGUGUUUGCAUUGACAUGUCACUAAUGAAGAGUGUUAAAGCUCUGCACAUUGAGGACAUGGAUGUAGUUGUUGAGCCUGGAAUUGGGUGGAUGGAGCUUAAUGAAUAUUUGGAGCCUUAUGGUCUAUUCUUUCCCCUUGAUCCAGGGCCCGGUGCAACCAUUGGGGGAAUGUGUGCUACACGUUGCUCAGGCUCUUUAGCUGUGAGGUACGGAACUAUGCGAGACAAUGUCAUUAAUCUCAAGGUAGUUCUUGCCAAUGGAGAUGUUGUCAAGUCAGCUUCCCGUGCUCGUAAAAGUUCUGCAGGGUAUGAUUUGACUCGCUUGAUGAUUGGAAGUGAAGGAACACUUGGCAUAAUAACGGAGGUCACCUUACGACUUCAGAAAAUUCCACAACAUUCAGUGGUUGCAAUGUGUAAUUUUCCAACAAUUAAGGAUGCAGCAGAUGUUGCCAUUGCCACUAUGCUGUCUGGGAUACAGGUGUCCAGGGUAGAACUGUUGGAUGAGGUUCAAAUAAGGGCUAUUAAUAUUGCCAAUGGGAAGAAUUUACCUGAAGUUCCUACUUUGAUGUUUGAAUUCGUAGGCACGGAGGCAUAUGCACGUGAGCAAACACUAAUAGUUCAGGAGAUCAUUUCUAGGCACAAUGGCUCAGAUUUUGUUUUUGCAGAACAGCCUGAAGCUAAAAAGGAACUUUGGAAGAUAAGAAAAGAGGCUCUGUGGGCUUGCUUUGCAAUGGAACCAAAUUAUGAGGCAAUGAUUUCGGAUGUCUGUGUUCCUUUAUCACGCCUGGCAGAAUUGAUAUCUAAGUCUAAAAAAGAGCUGGAUGCAUCCCCACUGGUUUGCACAGUUAUUGCUCAUGCCGGUGAUGGGAACUUUCACACUGUGAUUCUUUUUGAUCCUAACCAAGAAAAGCAGAGGCAAGAAGCUGAAAGAUUGAACCAGUUUAUGGUCCAUGCUGCUCUGUCAAUGGAAGGAACAUGUACCGGUGAACAUGGUGUCGGCACAGGAAAAAUGAAGUAUCUCGAGAAGGAACUUGGAGUGGAGGCCUUGCAGACGAUGAAAAGAAUUAAAACAGCUUUAGAUCCAAACAAUAUCAUGAACCCAGGAAAGCUCAUUCCACCCCAUGUUUGCUUCUAAGAGCGUGUUUGGUGUACUUGGAGGGGAGGAUUCCUCAUUGGCAUGCGCUUUCUAUGCAAGUACUGUUGUAGGGGUACAAAGGUAUGUUCCCUUGCCAUUUAUACCAUUUAGAAUAGUUGGCCAGACUUGCAGAAUUUAUAUACAUGAGGUUGAAAUAGGCCAUAUACCGGUCAAUGUGUCGUCAAAUUGUACAAUUUUCUUUGUGUUGAGAGUUGAGACACCCAAACAAUAAAUUGGUUCUUGCUUGUGUAUGUUUUCUUUCACAUCGAAUAUGGAUGUGAUUUGUCCACCUAGAAAAUACUCAGACUGUAUAAUUUGGAAAUCCUACAUGUUUGCUGCUAAUAGAUGAAGAUGAAAUAAAUAAUAUGAAUUUCAUUGGAAAUUGUGUUGCUUAA
Molecule: messenger RNA, 2146 nt
Organism: Hevea brasiliensis (rubber tree)
Lineage: Eukaryota; Viridiplantae; Streptophyta; Magnoliopsida; Malpighiales; Euphorbiaceae
Product: D-lactate dehydrogenase [cytochrome], mitochondrial
Exons: 18
Coding region: 48-1751 (567 amino acids)
Biological process (GO): lactate catabolic process
Cellular component (GO): mitochondrion
Molecular function (GO): FAD binding; D-lactate dehydrogenase (cytochrome) activity; D-lactate dehydrogenase (NAD+) activity
Source: RefSeq, a predicted model, not a curated record